UUCUCAGUUUUCAUUAAUUUUUUGUAUAAAAAUAAAAUAAAAUAUAUGAAUAAAACCCACAAGUUAUCCCACAAAAAUUGGAACCCAUUGCACUUUUUCAUUUUUCUAUCCUUUCCAAUAAACAUUUUUUUAAUCAAAACUAACAUAAAUGGCCACAGUGGCCAAACUCCACAUGAUUCCUGCCAACUUCCACCGCACGACCACCAUCCAACCGCCGGUAACCCAACUGGGUUUCUGCCGGAGCUCAGUCUUGUGGGACCCACUGCCAUUAUUUUCUGGCAGAAGGGUGUUUAUCCAGCCAUGUAAGUCAUUUAGAACAGAAGAAGGAAAAGAUAAGGGAAUUAGUAAAAAUAUGAACAAGAUUGUGAGUAUAAAUAAAAAUAUAAGAAAAAACUUGUUGGGUGUUGUUAAAGAUUUGAUCUUUUCGAAAGAUAAUUCUGUGGAAAAGUUGGAAGAGAAUUUAUCCAAGAUUGCUCUUCAAGUUGGGAGAUACAUUGUGACCAUGAUGAGCACUGGAGUGAUUUUGUUAAUCGGAUUCAAUAUAUCAGGUGGAGAUGGUCAAAUGAAUGAUUUGAUCUGGUAUAGUUGGGUUGGAGGCAUUAUCAUCGGGACCAUGAUUGGUUCGAACAUGGUCUUAGAUGAAGUUAGUCGAGCUGGUCCCAGAAACGUCGUUAUAACUGGAAGUACUAGAGGGCUUGGGAAAGCUCUUGCUCGUGAAUUCCUACUUUCCGGAGAUCGUGUGGUUAUUGCUUCAAGAAGUGAAGAAUCUGUUGACAUGACUAUUAAAGAACUUGAAGAAAACUUACAAGAAGGUAUUGCAAGCGCAGCGAGCUCAUCUAAAAAAAACCUGGCAAACGCAAAAGUUGUUGGCACCUCAUGCGAUGUUUGUGAUCCCACCGAUGUUAAAAAGUUGGCCAAUUUUGCUGUCAACCAACUUGGUUCCGUAGACAUUUGGAUAAAUAAUGCUGGGACUAACAAAGGUUUCAGACCAUUGUUAGAGUUCACUGACGAAGAUAUACAGCAGAUUGUAUCAACAAACUUGGUUGGGUCUAUACUUUGCACACGUGAAGCAAUGCGUGUCAUGAGUAACCAGCAUAAAGCAGGUCAUAUUUUUAACAUGGAUGGUGCUGGCUCUGGUGGAUCAAGCACCCCUUUGACAGCUGUCUACGGGUCAACCAAAUGUGGUCUUAGACAACUCCAGUCAUCGUUAUUUAAAGAGUGCAGAAAAUCCAAAGUUGGAGUUCAUACAGCUUCUCCAGGCAUGGUUCUCACGGAUUUGCUCUUGAGUGGAUCAACAAUUCAGAACAAGCAAAUGUUUAACAUAAUAUGUGAGCUACCCGAGACAGUUGCUAGAACAUUGGUUCCACGAAUGAGAGUCAUAAAAGGAAGUGGAAAAGCAAUUAAUUACUUAACGCCUCCUAGAAUUUUACUUGCUUUGGUCACUGCAUGGCUGAGACGAGGACGUUGGUUUGAUGACAAGGGAAGAGCAUUGUAUGCAGCAGAAGCAGACAGGCUAAGAAACUGGGCUGAGAGCCGAACUCGUUUUUCUUUCACAGAUGCCAUGGAAAUGUACACAGAGAACACUUGGGUGUCAGUUUUUUCACUUUCAGUAGUUUGUGCAUUCAUUAUCCUCUCCGGAACCACUGGAAAUGCUUCACCAGGCACCUAGACUUGUAUCCUCAAAUGAAAUACGUGUCUCUUGAUCCAUGUAGUUAAGGAAACAGUAGGGUGCCUUGUUUUUUGCUCGUUGAUGCCUUCAGAUGGUUUGGUUAUCUACGGUUUCUUGAACUUCUUAGGAGGGUGGGUUGUUGUAAAGAUAAAAAGCAAAAUGCAAUUUAUUCUUAUAACUGAAUGAACAAAAGCAUAUCUCCAUUGAGAUGCUUGUUGGAUUUAAUGUAAAUUUAGUGAUUUAGUACAUAAUUGAUGAAGGACUCAAAUCUAUUGUUAAGUAUA
Messenger RNA from Erigeron canadensis, 1953 nucleotides. RefSeq names its product probable chlorophyll(ide) b reductase NYC1, chloroplastic. The transcript has 10 exons. NCBI's taxonomy places the organism in Eukaryota, Viridiplantae, Streptophyta, Magnoliopsida, Asterales, Asteraceae. The record is from RefSeq and is a predicted model, not a curated record. The coding region runs from base 149 to 1669 and encodes 506 amino acids. Gene Ontology annotation, molecular function: chlorophyll(ide) b reductase activity. Gene Ontology annotation, biological process: chlorophyll catabolic process; PSII associated light-harvesting complex II catabolic process.